Molecule: messenger RNA, 1391 nt
Organism: Anopheles coustani
Lineage: Eukaryota; Metazoa; Arthropoda; Insecta; Diptera; Culicidae
Gene: dbe
Product: KRR1 small subunit processome component homolog
Exons: 1
Coding region: 283-1338 (351 amino acids)
Cellular component (GO): small-subunit processome; nucleolus
Molecular function (GO): RNA binding
Source: RefSeq, a predicted model, not a curated record
CAUUAAGUUUUCAUCGCUAUUGUGCUUUUUAUAGGUUUUUUGUUAUUGUGCUAUUGCAAAAGACAAACAAAAGACAAAAUUAGUGUGCUAUUUUGCAAAUUUCAAUUAAAUGGUGAAUAACCAAUAAAAUCCUUUGUGCAUGUUUAUGAAGUAUACAACUCAUCCCAUUUCCUUUCGUAAAGGCUCAUGAUCCUUGGUUGAAGCAUAUAGAAGUAAAUACACGUGCUCAGAACGCAGUGCGGUACAUUUAUUUGUAAUCAAGUGACAUCAAAAACUUUAAUAAUGAGUGACUCGGAAUCUGAUAACGGAGACCAAGCUGGAAACAUUGAACAUUUCAAUGGACCAGUGGAGAAUGCUUGGUUGUUAAAAAUACCGGAAUUCAAACCAGAAGACAACCCGAACGGGAUGGUGGAAGAAAGUUCAUUCUCAUGUCUUUUUCCAAAAUAUCGUGAAAAAUACAUUAAAGAAUGUUGGCCGCUGGUUGAAAAAAGUCUCAGUGCACAUCAUAUAAAACCGGAACUUGACCUCAUAGUCGGAAACAUGACGGUUCGGACAACGAGAAAAACUUGGGACCCCUUCAUUAUUCUGAAAGCACGCGAUCUCAUCAAAUUAUUGUCUCGGUCUGUCCCGUACGAGCAGGCUGUUAAGGUGUUGGAUGACGAAAUUAGCUGCGACAUCAUUAAAAUAAAAAAUCUCGUUCGCAAUAAGGACAAGUUUGUGAAACGACGUAGCCGACUAAUAGGCCCUAAUGGUUGUACUCUGAAGUCGUUGGAGUUGUUAACGAAUUGCUACGUACUGGUGCAAGGAGCAACUGUGUCAGCUAUAGGGCCAUAUAAAGGUCUACAAUGUGUACGGAAAGUUGUCGAAGAAACGAUGAAGAAUAUUCACCCAAUAUACAACAUUAAAGCACUGAUGAUAAAAAAAGAGCUAAUGAAGGAUGACAAUUUGAGAGAGGAAAACUGGGAGCGAUUUUUACCUCGGUUCCAGUCAAAGAAUACAUCAAAACGCGCGAAACCGAAAAUGAUUAAAAAGAAGAAGGACUAUACGCCAUUUCCUCCGCCACUUCUGGAGAGUAAAAUCGACAAACAGUUGGCAUCCGGCGAAUACUUCCUGACCGAUGAACAGAAGCAAGCUAAAAAACAGGAAGAGCAGAUAGCUAAAGAAAAACGUGAUGCCAAUGUUCAAAAGAAGCGUCGCGAGCAGGCCUUCGUGGCGCCAAAAGAAUCUAGUGGUCGUGCAGACUUCUCAGUUGCUAGCUCCUUUCCCAACAAAAUUGAUGUGAAAUUACUGAAAGGAAAAAUUGCGAAAGCCAGCAAAAGAGCAGUCAACAAUAAAUAAUCAAGAAAUACAUUAUGAGAGAUUUAGAAAAGUAACAACAUAUUCAUCAUUUA